AUGUGCACCAGGAUUGAGCUUGGUUUUAGAAAUCUAUGUGACUUAAACUGGAGAAUAUUAUGGAUCCUCAAGAAUAAGUAA
This is a messenger RNA of Caenorhabditis briggsae, 81 nucleotides long. Bases 1 to 81 code for a protein of 26 amino acids. The record is from RefSeq and is a predicted model, not a curated record. The transcript has a single exon. Lineage: Eukaryota; Metazoa; Nematoda; Chromadorea; Rhabditida; Rhabditidae.